AUGUCGUUAAUAUGCGUUUUAGGGUGUGUUUUGCUCCGCCGCAAAGUGCUCACCCAUCGCCCAUGCUUGUUCGGGUUGUUUUUCUCCUCUGCUUCUUCUGCAUUAAUCUCCGAAGACCACGUGUUCGAUGAAAGUCCAAAAUCUUUUGCUAGUUUUGUGAUUAAUAGGCAUACGCCCCAUGUUGCCGCAAAAAGUAGGGUGUAUUUUCCUUUAGUGUCUAGGGUGUUCAAAUCACUGAGUUGGAGUGUGGCAAGAGAAGUAAGGUUUGGGCGUUGGGUUGAGAGUCAUGGGUUUUCUCACUCAAUCAAUUGCUUUAGGAUUAUCGUUCAUACGUUUGCUUUGGCGGGGAUGCAUUUGGAAGUGUUUGAUUUGCUUAGUGAUAUAGUUGGGUUCUGUAAUGAGACCAAUUAUGAUAUCUUUAAGUUGUUUUCAGCUUUGGUGGAUUCACCCCACCAUUUGGAAAGAUCAGGCAUUGUGUUCGAUGUGCUCAUAAAAGUGUUUGCAUCCAACUCUAUGCUGGAAAAUGCUAUUGAUGUGUUUGUGAAUGCUAAGCAUGUUGGGCUUGAGCCUGGUAUAAGGACUUGCAAUUUCUUGUUCAAAUGUUUGGUUGAAGCGAAUAGAGUGGAGUCUGUCAGAUGGUUUUUUAAGGAAUUAAAGGACAGUGGUCCAUCGCCAAAUAUCUACACCUAUACAAUCAUGAUGAACUUUUAUUGCAGUGAUGCAGAUAUGAGACGGGCUGCUGUGGUUCUAGGAAAAAUAUACCAGAUCGGAGAGAAGCCCACUGUUGUCACUUAUGGUACUUAUAUUCGUGGACUUUGUAAAGUUGGUGAUGUUGAGGCAGCGCUGAUGUUAAUUCACAACUUGCACAAAGAAAAACAGCUUCUCAAUAGUCAUUCUUUUAAUGCUGUAAUUUAUGGGUUUUGUAAAAGAGGUGAAGUGUGUAAGGCUUUGCAAGUUUUGGUAGAAAUGAAGAAGUCUGGGAUAUUACCAGAUGUUUAUAGCUACAGCAUAUUAAUUGAUGCAUUCUGCAAGAAAGGGGAUGUAAUGAGCAGUCUUAGCUUGAUGGAGGAAAUGAAACGCUCCCAGGUACAACCAUCCAUUGUUAGCUACACCUCCCUCAUCCAUGUCCUUUGCAAGAAGAAUCUGAUACAAAAUGCUGUGGAAAUAUUCCGUAGUAUUGGUGCUUCUACUAUGAAAUAUGAUCAGAUUAUUUAUGAAACUUUAAUUGAUGGAUUUUGCAUGCAAGGUGAUGUGGAUUCAGCCAAAAAGCUUUUGAAGGAGAUGACCAGCUAUGGAUUGGUUCCAACUGCUUUUAGUUACAGUAGUCUAAUUAAGCUGUACUACAAACUAGGACUAUACGAUCAGGCAUUGGGUGUUUUUGAAACCAUGCAAAGUUAUGGUAUUUGGCCAAAUAUUAUUGCCUGCAAUUAUAUUAUUGAUGGAUCUUGUAGGGCAGGUUACUUCAACUUAGCCUUGACACUGUUGGAGAACUUCGAAAAACAUGGACUUAACCUCAACCCAUAUUCAUAUAAUGCAAUCAUCUAUAAACUUUGUAAAGAAGGUUAUCCAGAAAGAUCAUUGGAGCUCUUCCCAAGAAUGCUUAAAAGAAAUGUACUUCCGACAGUUGUUAAUUACAGUACUCUUAUAUCAGGCUUUUCCAAACAGUUAAAUAUAAAAAGUGCUCUGAAGUUAUUCACAAGAAUGGUAGAAGUGGGAAUCAUUUUCAACACUGCCACAUAUACAAUUAUUAUGCGCAUACAUUGCCAUAGUCGCAAAAUGCAUAAAGCAUAUGGCAUUUUUAAGGAUAUGAAAGAAAGGGGUUUGCAUCUAGAUCAGAUUUCAUAUUCAACUUUAAUAGCUGGCUUUUGUAAUGAUAGAGAAUUUAAAAAGGCCUGGGCAUUAUUUGGAGAAAUAUCAAGGGAAGGCUCUUCGCCAAAUGUAUAUACUUAUACUUGUAUGGUUGAUGGAUUUUGCAAGUCAAACCGGAUAGAUUUGGCCACGUGGCUGUUUGAUAAAAUGAACAGAGCUUUAGUUGUUCCUGAUGUUGUAACUUACACUGUUCUCAUUGCUUGGUACCAUAAGCAUGGGUACAUAGAUCAGGCAUAUAAGCUAUAUGACAUAAUGAAGGAAAAAGGUGUGUUGCCAGAUGAUAUAACUCUUAAUAUUCUAGGUCUGAAGGCUGGUGCAGUUCAAGAAGGUUAG
Molecule: messenger RNA, 2202 nt
Organism: Sphenostylis stenocarpa
Lineage: Eukaryota; Viridiplantae; Streptophyta; Magnoliopsida; Fabales; Fabaceae
Source: the annotation of a GenBank genome assembly